AUGUCUACAGUAAAAGUAGAAAACCAAAAAGCUACGGGAUCUAAAGAAAAUGGACGUGAUGGUUCCGAUGAUUUACUUGAUCUCAAAGGUAAAGUCGAAUCCAGAUUAUUAUCUAUGUGGAAUAACGUAAAAUUUGGUUGGACUGUUAAAUUAAAAACUAGUUUUUCUAAAGAAUCGCCUGUAUGGUUGCUAGGUCGCUGUUAUCAUCGCAAAUUAAGUCCUACAGGUUCCUUGGAAUCUUCAACAGAGAUUGGGACAGAGGCAACCGCCCACCAACCUAUGGAACAGAUUUAUGGAGAAGGCAUUGAAGGAUUUAAAUCUGAUUUUAUUAGUAAACUUUGGAUGACAUAUCGGAGAGAAUUUCCCACAAUGUCAGGUUCAACUUUCACCACAGAUUGUGGUUGGGGAUGCAUGUUAAGAAGUGGACAGAUGAUGUUGGCUCAAGCUUUAGUUUGCCACUUUUUGGGACGUUCCUGGAGAUGGUGUCCCGAAAAGACUAUUCAGAAUGCUAGAGAAUUUCAAGAAGACUGCCUUCAUCGAAUGAUAGUUAAAUGGUUUGGUGAUAAGUCCUCAGUUAAUAGUCCUUUAUCAAUCCACAAUAUGGUAACAUUAGGUGCGACUUUGGGCAAGAAACCUGGUGACUGGUAUGGACCUGCCUCUGUAGCCCAUUGUCUAAAAGCAGUUGUAAAAGCUGCAUCAAAAGAGAAUUAUGAGUUUGAUAGCAUUGAAGUAUAUGUGGCUCAAGAUUCAACAGUUUAUGUCCAAGAUGUAUAUUCAAAUUGUCAUUUACCCAAUGGAUCAUGGAAAUCUCUUAUACUCUUAGUUCCUGUCAAAUUGGGCACUGACAAAUUUAAUCUGACAUAUGGACCUUGUCUCACUUCACUACUCACAUUAGACUUUUGUAUUGGAAUUAUAGGAGGCAGACCAAAACACUCUCUGUAUUUUAUAGGGUAUCAAGAUGAUCGAUUGAUUCAUUUGGAUCCACACUAUUGCCAAGAAAUGGUUGAUGUUUGGCAACCUAAUUUUUCACUACAAACUUUCCACUGCCGAUCACCAAGAAAAAUGCCUCUCAGUAAAAUGGACCCAUCAUGUUGUAUUGGGUUUUAUUUGGCAACACAGCAUGACUUUGAAACCUUUGUUAAUGUUAUUACAUCUUUUCUCAUUCCACAAGGUGUCUCAGCUAAUUUUGAAUAUCCUAUGUUUACAUUACACAGUGGAUCUAGUAGCACUGUUCUUGAUUUCCCAAGAAUGAGACAUUCAAUAUAUGAAACAGAGCAAAAUUGGGUGACACCAAAUUUGAAUGAUAGUGAUACUGAUAUUGAAUCAGAGGAAUUUGUCCUAAUAUAGUCAUGAAUAUGUGUUAUCUAUCAGUACCAAAUUAUAAAUUUAAAUGUGAUGUUAUAAAUUAUUUUUUGCCACUAUAGCAAAAUCAAAUCAUGUCUAGAUUGUAAUGGUGCAAAUUCUGUUGUAUCAUAUGCUCUAAAUAAAAAUAAUGUUAAUUUGUUCUAACCAUAGAUUAUGGUUUUAAUUAGUCCAUAGUCACAUGUAAUCCAAGAAAUAUAAUCUGUAUAUAAUAACUUUUCUAUUGUCUCACUUAAUUGCAGAACUGGUUACUUGACUGUUUUGGGAAAAGCAUUUUAAAACUUUCAUAUGAAAACAAUCAAUCAUGUGACAUAUCGAGCCUGACAUUUCAAUAAACAUGAGUAAGAUCAAAGAUUCACUUUUUGAAAUGUGAUAUCACACAAAGCGCCGUUCCAGUUCUUGUAAUUCAUAGAUAAAAAAUUGUAAGUUAAUUCUGCAAAAGUAAAUAUUUUAAAAUAAAAAUUACAUAUAUGUCAUUUACGUUUUGAGUUACCAUUUUCAACAUAUUUCAUGAUUUAUUCUUAUGACGUCAAGUAGCCAAUCGAAAAUGCAGUUUGAUAAGAUUGAAACUAGAUGUAGCCUAGUUUGUGCAACAGAAUGAAUUGCUACCAAUGAUAAUGUGUACUUAUUGCUGUAUAGUGUAAAAUAAAGCUUAUUUAUUAU
Messenger RNA from Diatraea saccharalis (sugarcane borer), 2025 nucleotides. NCBI's taxonomy places the organism in Eukaryota, Metazoa, Arthropoda, Insecta, Lepidoptera, Crambidae. The record is from the annotation of a GenBank genome assembly.